AUGAAGGUGGUUCAAGCCACCAGUGACGGGGGGAACAUCGAGUGGAGGGAUUUGCCCAGGCCCAAGUUUGCGUCGCGAAAGGGCGAGAGUGACACAGUCAUUAUUGCAGUUUGUACUAUUGGGCUCUCGUAUGCGGACCACCUCUUCCUCCACGGACGCUACCAAGUGAAGAGACCGUGUCCAAUUUCACCCGGCUUAGAGGGUACUGGGGUGGUGUCAGCAGUCGCGCGAGGCACUAUACUAUGGCGCAUUGGCACCAGGGCUGGUUUCGCAUCACUUCUCAACGGUGCUUGCGCAGAGGAAGUGCUCCUUGCAAGUUUCGAGUGCAUGCAGCUGCCUGAUGAGGUCGAUCACAUCCAGGUUGUUCAGUACAGUGCCCUGGGUGUCAACUUCACGACAGCCCAUUUUGCUCUUGUCUAUAGAGCACCUAUCGCAGUGUGGGAUGGAAAUUUUCUUCUAGUUCUUGGUGCUGCGGGUGGGGUUGGUCUAGCGGCUGUGCAAGUGGGAAAGAUCCUAGGGUCGACAUUGAUUGCCUGCGCGAGUACGCAAAGCAAGCGACUACUGUGCAACGAGCUGGGGGCUGACUUUGUAGUAGACUAUACGAGUCGAACAUGGCCUCUCCACAUUGUUGAUCUGACAGCUGGAGCGGGCGCUGACUGUGUCUUUGAUCCCGUUGGUGGAGAUCACAUCUUCAGAUGCUUGCGUUGCACUUGA
This is a messenger RNA of Aureococcus anophagefferens, 714 nucleotides long. RefSeq lists its product as hypothetical. The coding region runs from base 1 to 714 and encodes 237 amino acids. Lineage: Eukaryota; Pelagophyceae; Pelagomonadales; Pelagomonadaceae. The record is from RefSeq and is a predicted model, not a curated record. The transcript has a single exon. Gene Ontology annotation, molecular function: oxidoreductase activity.